Messenger RNA from Lithohypha guttulata, 945 nucleotides. RefSeq lists its product as uncharacterized. Lineage: Eukaryota; Fungi; Ascomycota; Eurotiomycetes; Chaetothyriales; Trichomeriaceae. Bases 1 to 945 code for a protein of 314 amino acids. The transcript is spliced from 2 exons. The record is from RefSeq and is a predicted model, not a curated record. Gene Ontology annotation, cellular component: extracellular region. Gene Ontology annotation, biological process: carbohydrate metabolic process. Gene Ontology annotation, molecular function: chitinase activity.
AUGCCGCCUCUUCCUACAGCAGCUCUCCCUGGCUUCAGUCCAAGAGUCACUUACCACGACAACGGUGAAUACAUUAGUUUGCUACCUCUUGUCACGAACCCUUCAGGCGUUACGCAUGUCAUUUUAAGUGCUAUACAUGUGAACUGGGAUCCCAACAGUCUCACUCUGAACGAUGACACUCCUGAUGACCCAAAAUAUACACAGCUAUGGGAUGAGGCCAUGGUAUUGCAAGAUAGCGGAAUUAAAGUCAUGUGCAUGCUGGGUGGUGCAGCUAAGGGAUCAUUCGCAAGGCUUGACUACAGCGAGUCAAGGACUGAUGUGCCACUGGCUCGCUUUGAGGCUUACUACGUACCACUACGCAAUUUUAUCCGAGCUCACAACCUGGAUGGCAUCGAUCUUGAUGUCGAGGAAGAAAUGUCACUACCUGGAGUUGUUCAUCUCAUUGAUCGUUUGAAAGCAGACUUUGGACGAGAUUUCAUCAUCACACUUGCCCCAGUUGCUACUGCCUUGAUGGCUGGCCGACCUCACCUCUCUGGUUUCGACUAUCGGCUGCUGGAGGCUGCGCGAGGCAGGUCAAUAGCUUGGUAUAAUGCACAAUUUUACAACGGAUGGGGUGGGCUACAAAAUACUGCCGCUUACGACGAGGUCAUGCGAAACGGAUGGCCGGCUGAGAAAGUGGUUGCUGGGAUGCUGACAAAUCCUCGACAUGGUGGCAGUGGUUACGUGCCUCUAGAGCUAACAGCAGCCGUGCUCAGUGUGCUUGUUGAAAAAUAUCCCAACUUUGGUGGCGUAAUGGGGUGGGAGUAUUGGAGCUCCUUCCCUCAAGUCGAACACUCAUGGAUCUGGUCCUUCUGCAUGACACUCUGCAUGGGCAUGCGCAAGGUAAGAGAUGCAGCGAUAAUCGUAAGCAUGGGACGGAGCUUGUCGUCCCUCAAUACGCAAUGA